Messenger RNA from Lachnellula hyalina, 1074 nucleotides. It is a transcript of the gene GHITM, whose product is annotated as Growth hormone-inducible transmembrane protein. The record is from RefSeq and is a predicted model, not a curated record. The transcript has 3 exons. The annotation marks the transcript as partial. NCBI's taxonomy places the organism in Eukaryota, Fungi, Ascomycota, Leotiomycetes, Helotiales, Lachnaceae. Gene Ontology annotation, cellular component: mitochondrial inner membrane.
CUCACCACCUUUCGACGUCUCGACCUCACCACCCCUCGACCUCCCGACGUAAAAUUUAAUAUGGCUUUCACUAUGCGCCAACCUUUCAAGCUCAGCUCUACCUUUGUAGUAGCUUCCAAAUCCGCCUUCAAGUCUUCUCGUGUCCGGUCAUUCCACACCACAAAGCCAGCUACGAAUUUCUUCACAUCGAGAACAACGGCGCCUGCCAAUACCCUCACUAAAUCCCGAAAUGCCUUUCGACAAUCGAGGACAUAUCUGCAGCAACCAGCUGCUGUCCCUCAGGGUGCCAGCUUGCUCCAGAAGCUUGUGGUUGGAGGCGCUAUGGUUGGAGGAACACUUGUGGCCAUUAACCUAGUUUUCAACCGGGAAACACGGGAAGACGGUGGAAUGCCCGCAUACGAGAGAGCAUAUCUAAAUGAAACCUUUAUGCAUACCGGUCUAGGUAUUGGUAUUAUCGGUCUCUCUGCCAGAGCCAUGUUUCAAUCUGGAGCCAUGUACAGAAUGAUGGCUACAAACCCCUGGAUUGUCAUGAUUGGUGGUCUCGGACUUAGUAUCGGCACUAUGAUGGGAACAAGAUCAAUCAGCCCUGACAACUAUGUUCCAAAAUACGCUCUCUGGACAGCUUUUAAUGCUACUCAAGGCGCACUCCUCGCACCUAUGCUCUUCAUGGCGCCCCCAGCAAUCAUCGCCCGUGCUGGUCUAUAUACAAUUGCCAUGAUGGGCUCAAUUUCUUUUGUUGGAGCUACCGCUAAGCAAGAGAAAUACCUCUACCUCGGUGGACCCCUUCUCGCAGGUGUGACGCUUGUCGCCGUCUCUGGAUUUGCUCCUCUCGUCCUUCCCGUUACCGCGGUCCGAACUCUUGCUUUCACUGAGAAUAUCUGGCUAUGGGGUGGUCUGGCUGUCUUUGGAGGCUUUACACUCUAUGAUGUGCAAAAGAUACUCGCCCAUGCCCGCAUGGCGGAAAGGGGCUUGAUUCAGAAAGAUGCCGUUAACGAGAGCAUUAGCUUGGAGCUGGACUUCCUGAACAUCUUCAUCCGAAUGGUCCAGAUCUUGUCGAUGCAGAACCGGAAGUAG